Molecule: messenger RNA, 1712 nt
Organism: Peromyscus leucopus (white-footed mouse)
Lineage: Eukaryota; Metazoa; Chordata; Mammalia; Rodentia; Cricetidae
Product: homeobox protein MSX-3
Exons: 2
Coding region: 224-835 (203 amino acids)
Biological process (GO): regulation of transcription by RNA polymerase II; embryonic morphogenesis
Cellular component (GO): nucleus
Molecular function (GO): DNA-binding transcription factor activity, RNA polymerase II-specific; RNA polymerase II transcription regulatory region sequence-specific DNA binding
Source: RefSeq, a predicted model, not a curated record
UCUCUGUCGGUCCCGCCCCCGAAAGCAGUGAAUCCAACCCGCACUGAGGCCCGCACAUCGGCUGAAACGACCAUUGGGUAGCGGCUCAUGAAAGCGGAGCCACCUUUUUAUAGGGUGCGGAGGGGCCCUAGAGCCACCGAGUCCAGGGUCCUGGCAAAACAAGCCGCCGCUGCGUCUCGCGAGUACCAGCCGGGCGGGUAGCCCUGCACCCGCCAUCCCAUGCAUGGCCCGGGCGACACUCGACAUGAACACGGAGGGGCUCGGAACACGCGGCGGGGGCCACGUAGGGCAUGGACCACUCCCCUUCAGCGUCGAGUCACUGCUGGAGGCUGAGCGCGUACGGGGCUCCGAGCCUGGGGAGCUAGGGGAGGAGAGGCCGCAGGGUGCCUCGAAGCCCGGAGCAUGGCCCCCACCGGUCACGCACACGUGCCCCCCACGUGCCCCCAGCCCUCCACCCUGCACCCUCCGCAAACACAAAAACAACCGCAAGCCACGGACGCCCUUCACCACCGCGCAGCUGCUGGCGCUUGAGCGCAAGUUUCACCAGAAGCAGUACUUGUCCAUUGCUGAACGCGCCGAGUUCUCCAGCAGUUUGAGCCUCACUGAGACUCAAGUCAAGAUCUGGUUUCAGAACCGCCGAGCCAAGGCCAAGCGGCUGCAGGAGGCUGAGCUGGAGAAGCUGAAGCUGGCAGCCAAGCCACUACUGCCGGCGUUUGCCCUGCCGUUUCCGCUGGGCACUCAGCUGCACAGCUCCCCGGCCUCUUUCGGCGGCGGCGCGGUUCCUGGCGUCCUCGCCGGGCCGGUCGCGGCUUAUGGCAUGUACUACCUGUCUUAGCCCAUGGAACCAAGUUCUAGCCUCUGGGGUUCAGGCCUGAGCCACAGCUCCACCCGCCGCUGAUGCUCCUGGUAAUUUCUGACCUUUAGGUAUCCCUUUCAUUUUAGUUUUUCGUUUUUUACUGUUCAUACGAUGUUAUAUUUGAUGACUGGAACCUCUUUGCAGGCAUCUUACAAAUAUUUCAAACCUUCCUAAAAUCAUGUUCACACCAAUCUGUUUUCUGACAGUAAAGGGCUUCAUACAGUCCUUGAAAUGGAUAAAAGUAGGUCUUCCUACUUCGUACAAAGCAGCACCAAGGACUUUAGAGAGGCUCUUUUGGACUGGUAUAACAAUUCCAUAAAAAGAAAUUAAAAUAAAAAUGAUGUAGUAGGAUUGCUAGGAAGAAACUUAGAAAUUAUUAUCACUCUAACUAAGUGUGGUACGUUUUACCCAUUGUUAUUUUUUUAGAUUAUACAACGUUAUUUUUUAGCGUAUACACUGUUCAAGGAGCCAGAGGCAAACGCUGCAUCGGUGGGAGCUUGGGGAAGGUGAUAUGCCGCUGGCACCAAGCACCAAAAUAAGGGUGGUCCUGGGGCAAUGCCUGCUGGGCUUCAAGAUUGGAGGGCUGUAGCUGUCACGCUGAAGGCAGCGGCCCGCAGGGACCAAGCCCUAGCCUCCUGGGUGCCGGACCAAUGAAGAGAAGAGACUGAGGGUUGAGAGAGCCUUACUGUGGGCGCAGUAGGAGGCGGGGCUUGAGAAGGUCCCAAAGGACUUGCUGUGAGUGCCAGAGGCCCCUGUAAUCCAGAUGUGCCUUAGAAAAGCGGUGGACUUGUUUAGGAAUCCAGACCCCUACCUUUAUUUGAGGAACGAAAAAAAAAAAAAAAAAAAAAAAAAAAAA